Messenger RNA from Brassica napus (rape), 1465 nucleotides. RefSeq names its product aminoacylase-1. Gene Ontology annotation, molecular function: aminoacylase activity. NCBI's taxonomy places the organism in Eukaryota, Viridiplantae, Streptophyta, Magnoliopsida, Brassicales, Brassicaceae. The record is from RefSeq and is a predicted model, not a curated record. Gene Ontology annotation, cellular component: cytoplasm. Gene Ontology annotation, biological process: amino acid metabolic process. The transcript is spliced from 5 exons. Bases 77 to 1309 code for a protein of 410 amino acids.
ACGCAGUCUCAUAAAACUACAAGAUAAGCUUCUUCAAUCUUCACCACUCUGAUUAAGUGUUUACAGUUCCUCACCAAUGGCUCUAGACUCGAAGGCGAUCAUUUCGAGGUUCCAAGAUUACCUCCGUAUAAACACCGUACAACCUAACCCUGAUUACUACGCAGCCGCAAACUUCAUUAAAUUACAAGCUCAGUCCAUCUCUCUCCAAUACCAAUCAAUCGAGUUCGUUCAGGGAAAGCCUAUUGUUCUCCUGAAAUGGGCUGGCUCAGACCCUUCGUUACCUGCGAUUCUCUUGAACUCUCACGUCGACGUCGUCCCCUUUGAGGCAGAGAAGUGGGAUCAUCCACCGCUAGGAGCAGAGAUCGACGAAGACGGUAGAAUAUACGCGAGGGGAACUCAGGACAUGAAGAGCGUUGGGAUGCAGUACUUAGAAGCAAUUCGAAAGCUUGUAGCCUCUGGAUAUAAGCCGCUUAGAUCGGUAUAUGUCACGUUCGUUCCUGAUGAAGAGAUCGGUGGCGCUGAUGGUGUUGGGCGGUUCGUGGAGUCGGAAAUAUUCAAGAGCUUGAGCAUUGCAGUUGUGCUUGACGAAGGCUUGCCAUCUCCAACGGAGAACUACAGAGUCUUCAAUGGAGAGAGGAUUCCAUGGUCGCUUCAGAUCAAAGCUGUAGGACAACCUGGCCAUGGCUCAAAGCUCUAUGAUGACUCAGCCUCAGAGAAUCUCACUAAAAGCAUUGAGAGUAUGAUGAGAUUCAGAGCUUCUCAGUUUGAUAUGCUCAAAGCUGGCUUGAAGCCUGACGGUGGCGUAGUCUCUGUCAACAUGGUUUUCCUCAAAGCUGGCACUCCUUCUCCAGAUGGAUUUGUGAUGAAUCUGCAACCAUCCGAGGCAGAAGCUGGCUUCGACAUUUGUAUCCCACCCACUGCUGAUCUAGUAGCACUAGAAAAACGUUUGGUUGAGGAAUGGGCACCUGUUUCCCGGAACAUGUCCUAUAAGCUGUGGAGGUUCGACCAGAAUCUUUCAGGGAAGCAAUUACUUACCGGAAAUGAUAAUUCAAAUCCAUGGUGGGGACUCUUACAAAACGCUGUGAAUGAAGCUGGAGGGAAGACUACUGAGCCUGAGAUCUUCCCUGCAUCAACAGAUUCUCGGUACUUCCGGAAAGCUGGCUUGCCUGCGUUUGGGUUCUCUCCUAUAUCAAACACCCCAAGUUUGCGGCAUGAUCACAAUGAGUAUCUGAGUCAAGCUGAGUAUUUGAGGGGCAUUGAUAUGUAUGUCUCAAUCAUUAAGGCUUACACAUCAUAUUCUUCACCCUGAAAAAGAGGGUUCAGCUAUAAGAGUCCGUGUCACCACGCAGUUUUCUCUUGCUCACCCAUAUGUUAUUAAUAAGAAUGAAAGUCAUUGCUACCAUGUGAACGUUUCUUGUAUAAACCUUGCGGUAGUAUGUUAUUAGACAAAAGGAUUUCCGCAAAC